AUGUUCCCCCGCUACGGCGCCCUCGGGGCAACCUUCCAACUCGCCCGGCUCUUCCAAGCGUGCUCCCUCAUCGCCAUAAUCGGCAUGACAGCCAAAUUCAUCAGCGUAAUAGUUUCCAGCAAUGCCACCCCCCCAAACAUCCUAAUCGGCACAAUCAGCGUGACGUGCAUUGCUGUAAUCUACUGCAUCAUCACAACAAUCCUAUACAUGGAUGAUAUCCUACCCUUCCUGAUCUGCGCAGUGCUCGACACAUUACUGCUCAUCGCAUUGAUUGUGGUGGCUGUCAUUGUCGGCAAACCGCUAUCGUAUUUGAAGUGUAACACGCUGGCAGAGUUGGCGGAUAAAGAUGCAACGGUCUAUGCCUUUGCGUCGCGGUUGUCGAGCUACAUUGCCAAUAUCAGCGGGAGGAUUGAUUAUGUCUCGUGGAUCGGGGCUUCAAAGGCGAUUUGUUUGGAGACGAAGGCGAUCUGGGGAUUGAGUAUUGCGUUGUGUAUUCUUUUCUUCUUUUCUGUUAUCUGCACUGUUUGUCUGUGGCAGCAGAAGAAGAAGGCUCUUGCGGCGAAGAGCGUGGAGUAG
Molecule: messenger RNA, 576 nt
Organism: Penicillium paradoxum
Lineage: Eukaryota; Fungi; Ascomycota; Eurotiomycetes; Eurotiales; Aspergillaceae
Exons: 3
Coding region: 1-576 (191 amino acids)
Source: RefSeq, a predicted model, not a curated record